GCUCAACUGACCAAUUGCGAGGAAAAGGGAGAGAGCUUCUUACAAUAAAAUGGCAUAAGCUUGGUGUGAAGUGUGAACUAAGUUGUAAUUUCUAGCAAAUAGUUUAUAGUGCUUAUAAUGUUUUUUAAGAAAUAAAGAUAAAAGAGAGGAAUUACCAUGGACAGCAUCGGAAGUUUUGUAGUAGUUAGGGUACGUCUGAUCUAAGAAAAUAUGACCGGUUCUCGUCAUCACAUGGGUGUCAACAACUACAUUAAUUUACUUUGUUCGAUUUUAUCACUGGCAUUAUGUUAUUCUUUAUCAGGCGCCUAUCUUUUGCUAGUAGAUCAAGAAAGCGUCCAGGCAGGCGACCUUCUAUUCAAUGUCUCCGUGAAGCAUUCCGGAUCGGACAGGUAUUACGAAUUAGAUACCAGGCGAUCAGCACCGUUCGUUCAAUCGCUGAUAAACGUAGAUAGAAAAAGUGGACACAUAUCGUUACAGCAACGGUUACAAUGUGAUGGGAUAUUUUAUCCUAACCUUUUCACCAUAUUUAUCAACUCGUUUUCGAAAAGACUGAAAGACUUAGAAUACUACAGUUUACCAUUAAGGAUAUUUAUUACCGGAAAAGAUUGUUCAGAUUAUUCGGAGGAAACUUUGGAACAUUUGGACGAAUUUAGUCGCGAAAGGCGUAGCUUUAGAGCGGAUAAUAAUUGGAAUCCAUUCAGUCAUGUUCAUCCUUCUGUAAAAGAAAAAAUCGGAAAGGCCAAGGAAUGGGUAUCAGAAACUUACGCGUCCUUCGCAAUACCUUCCGCUGGGAAAUGGAAGAAAAUAUGCCUAAAACAAUCCCAGUUUAUCAGUUCAAUUUUGAGCUUCUUACCAGAUACUAUUACAAAAUUCUGCCAAGUGGACUUCCAUUAUGUAAGCGACGACAGAUUUAAAAUAGAACGUAGCCAGGGAGACCUGGUGGCAAGUAGGGACGUUUGUAUAGUAGAACCAAUGUGGAAAAUUUCCAUAUCAUUUACAACCCAGUGCAAAAAUAUAAGCAUUCUGAAUUCCGAGCACAGACUAAAGAUUAUUUACCAUCACCAAAAAUUUAAUGAUACCGAUAUAGCACGUAGAGUUAGGCGAGAACUGCGUAAUCAGUCUCCGUUUUUCGAGAAACACCUUUACGUUGCGAGCGUUCUUGAGGAAUGCGAGCCUCCGGUGGUGGUUACUACCGUUAAGGCCAGAGAUCCCGAAAAUAAUCCCAUAUCUUACUCGAUGACUAGCCUAUUAGACUCCAGAACACAAGGUAUGUUUGACAUCGAUCCCCAAACGGGAAUCGUCAGUACCAGAGUCCAGUUAGACAGGGAAUUGGUCGACGUACAUUACUUUCGUAUCACGGCGACGCAUAACAUUUUCCCUCCGAGAUCAGGAACGACGAUGCUUCAGAUCAAUGUAUUGGACGCCAAUGAUCAUGCACCUGUAUUUGAAAUGACUGAAUAUGACGCAAGUGUAAGGGAAAGCGUAAGCGUAGGAACGACAGUUAUUACUUUAAAAGCUACUGAUCAAGACAUUGGCAAAAACUCCGAUGUGGAAUAUUCCAUUCAGAGUGUCAAUGGAGGUGGUAUGUCGUCCGACGAAGAAGAUAAUCAGGCUUUCAAGAUUGAUCCGAAAACCGGCGUUAUUACGACUAGAACUACUUUAGACAGGGAAACGACGGAGGUCUAUACUUUGGUAAUUGAAGCAAUCGAUUCGGCCACACCGCAGUCGGCCCGGAAAUCUUCCUCGACAAGUGUAGUAAUUAACAUUUUGGAUGAUAAUGAUAAUUAUCCGCAAUUUUCCGAAAGAACGUAUUCGGUUACAUUAAAUGAAGAUAUAAAUUGGAGCGAGAGUCCUGUCGUGGCGCAUAUCAAAGCGACGGACGCAGAUCAGGGAGCCAACGCCGCAAUACGAUAUGCAAUAAUAAGCGGUAACACGCAGUCCCAAUUUACAAUAGAUAGUUUAUCUGGAGAUGUGUCGUUAAUAAAAGCUCUGGAUUACGAAAUCUUGAGGAACUAUCGGUUAGUUAUAAGAGCUCAAGAUGGCGGCAGUCCUUCCAAAUCAAACACAACCCAACUCCUGAUCAAUGUUAGAGACGUUAAUGACAACGCUCCUAGAUUUUACACCACUCUUUUCCAAGAGAGCGUCCAGGAAAACGUUCCAAGUGGAUACAGUAUCGUGAAGGUACAAGCGUAUGAUGCCGACGAAGGUUCUAACGCGGAAAUAAUGUACACUAUAGCCCCUAGGGAUGGUACGGGAGCCAGCACUACUGGCUUACCACUCUCGGUGGAUUCGCACUCCGGUUGGGUUUAUACCACCAAAGAAUUAGAUAGAGAAGACCAGGGUAAAUUUAUGUUCCAAGUAGUUGCCACCGACAAGGGCGUUCCACCACUAUCUGCCAGUGCCAGCGUAAUAAUCACAGUACAGGAUGUGAACGACAACGAUCCGGUGUUUAAGCCGAAGCUAUACGAAGCGGUAGUAGCGGAAGACAAAUCUCCUGGAACUCCAGUAACUACCGUCACCGCAACCGAUGCCGACGAAGACAACAGGAUUCAUUACGAAAUUACAAACGGCAACGUAAGAGGAAGAUUUGCCAUAACGUCGCAGAAUGGACGGGGAGUAAUCACUGUGGCGCAGCCGCUGGACUAUAAACAAGAAAAACGUUACGUAUUAACCGUAACUGCGUCCGAUUCCGGCGGUAGAACCGAUACAGCCACAGUAUAUAUUAAUAUAACAGACGCCAACAAUUUUGCUCCAGUCUUUGAAAAUGCGCCUUACUCUGGCAGUGUAUACGAAGACGCCGCUGUUGGUACUACGGUAUUGGUCGUAUCAGCCACAGAUAAUGAUGUAGGUUUAAACGCGCAAAUAACUUAUUCACUUGGGGAAGAACUCAGUUCGGAUUCCGCAUUCUCAAUCAAUCCACAAACCGGUGCAGUUGUUACAAAGAAACUGCUUGAUAGAGAAAUAAUAUCGGGGUAUUUGUUGACAGUAACGGCUACAGACGGGGGAAGUCCUGCUAUGUCCGACACGACUGAUGUGGAAAUAUCGGUACUCGAUGUUAAUGAUAAUUAUCCGGUCUUUAAGCAGGUGGCGUACUCAGGAAGUAUACCAGAAGACGCUUUAGUAGGAACGUCAGUGGUCCAAGUCGCGGCUACUGAUGCAGAUGUAGGAUUAAAUGGUAGAAUUCGUUACACCCUAAGCGAGAAAGAUUUGGAGGACGGUUCUUUCGUAAUAGAUCCAACUAGUGGAGUAAUCCGUACGAACAAAGGCUUGGAUCGGGAAUCUGUCGCUUAUUACGAACUAGAGGCAUAUGCUAUUGAUCGCGGGUCCCCCACUUUAAGUAGUUCGGUGCCUGUAACGAUAAGAAUAGAAGAUAUUAACGACUCGCCCCCAGAGUUCUCAUCAGAUAAACUUGUCUUUUAUAUUCCGGAAAAUAGCCCCGUCGGAUCUACCGUUGGUGAGAUAUACGCUAAGGACCCAGACGAAGGAGUAAACGCUAUAGUGCAGUACUCGAUUAUUGGAGGCGAAGACAGCCAAAGUUUUUCUUUAAUUACGCGACCAGGCUCAGAGAAGGCCGAAUUAUUGACAAUGACGGAACUGGAUUAUGAAACAUCGAAAAAAAAAUAUGACAUUAUAGUGAGAGCAGCUAGCCCUCCACUGAGAAGCGACACGCAUGUAGAAAUUAUUGUAACUGACGUUAACGAUAAUGCCCCGGUAUUGCAAGACUUUCACGUAAUCUUUAACAAUUACAAAGACUGUUUCCCGACUGGACCUAUCGGUCGGAUCCCCGCGUUUGACGCGGAUGUGUCAGAUAAGCUAGUUUUCAAGAUUCUAUCUGGCAACAAUGCAAAAUUGGUGGCCUUGAACGAAUCCACCGGACAGUUAAUUUUAUCGCCCCAAUUGAAUACUAACGUUCCCAAAAUCGCUUCCAUGGAAGUCUCUGUAAACGACGGCAUAAACGAAGUAAAAGCCGUUAUGCAACUUACCGUAAGACUGGUUACAAAAGAUAUGCUUCUCAAUUCUAUAACAGUUCAGCUGAAUCAAAUGACUAAAGAGGCGUUCUUGUCGCCCUUACUGCAAUAUUUUAUUGAUGCGUUGGCUGCCAUUAUUCCGUGCCCUAGGGAGAACGUUAUUGUGUUUAGUAUACAAGACGAUAAUAAUGUAAAAUCCAAAAUACUAAAUGUGAGUUUCUCAGUUAAGAGACCUGACGUACCUAAAGAGGCAUACUAUUCUAUACAGUUUUUACAAGAGAAAGUAUAUUUAAAUAUGGGUUUACUAGGUAGACUGUCAACAGUACAAAUUUUACCUUUUAUCGACAACCUGUGCGUCCAGGAGCCGUGCUUGAACUUUGAAGAAUGUGUGACAGUCUUAAAAUUUGGUAACGCCUCAGGUUUUGUACACAGUGACACGAUUCUCUUUAGGCCUAUUUAUCCAGUAACAACAUUUACUUGUCAAUGUCCCAAAGGCUUUACCGGAUCUCGGGAGCACUACCUCUGCGACACCGAAGUGAAUUUGUGUUACUCAUCUCCUUGUAAGAAUAAUGGGACAUGUAAAAUUAAGGAAGGAGGUUAUACUUGCGUCUGCACUAGUGGUUACGCCGGUAAAAAUUGCGAGAUGCCAAUGGAGGCAGACAGUUGCAAACCGGACACAUGUACAAAAGACAUUGUAUGCAGUUCGAAGGAUAAGAACGGUUCAUUCGUGUGUGACGAAUGUGCAUUUCCGCUGGAACAUUAUACUCCUUUUUGCGAACUGAAAAGUCGAAGUUUCGCCAAGUCAUCGUUCUUGACUUUUCCUAGUUUAAGACAAAGGCAAAGGUUGCACUUGAACAUGAAGUUUGCAACACGCUCUCAAAACGGGCUACUCCUUUACAAUGGAAGAUAUAAUGAAGAACACGAUUUCGUAGCAUUGGAAAUCAAAAAGGGAGAUGUCCAGUUCCAAUUUUCUCUUGGCGGUUCCGUUACAAAAGUAACAGCUUCGCGGCCGGGUGGAGUUUCGGAUGGUAAAUGGCAUACAGCGACUGUCAGUUACUACAAUAAAACGGUAACACUUUCUAUCGACGACUGUGACACGGCACUUGCAUUAAAACACGGCAAGGAGCUAGGCAGUAAGUGGGCGUGUGCUUCGUACGUAGAACAUUCGCUAGAAUCUAGGUGCGCUUCUUUGACCGAAACCUGUUAUCGUUUUCUGGACUUAACGGGUCCGCUACAAUUGGGUGGAUUACCGAAAUUCUCAAUCCGCUCCGAAAUCCAAAAUACCCAUUUUGAAGGGUGUAUCGCUGAUUUUCACAUAGAUCAUAAAUUCAUCGAUUUAAAUUCUUUUGUGACCGAUAAUGGAACAUCUAUCGGUUGCCCAGAGAAACGCUCUUACUGUAACUCGGGUCCUUGCAAGAAUGGGGGAACAUGCAUCGAUGGGUGGUCUUUAUAUAAAUGUGUGUGUCCGCAAGGUUAUGGCGGUAAAGACUGUUCCCAAACCAUUGGCAAUCCGUGGCACUUUUCCGGAGAUGGAACUCUCUCUUUCAACCCUUUGUUAAGACCUAUUCAAUUGCCUUGGCUGAAUGGAUUAUCAGUCAGGACAUUACAAGAAGAUACUUUUUUGAUGUCGGUGCAAGUGGGCCAGAACAGUUCUGCGGUCGUAUCGUUGCAGAAAGGGUUUUUAGUAUACUCAUUCAAUGAGGAAACCAUUUCCUUAAAUUCGAUGUUUCUUUCGGAUGGUGAAUGGCACCGAAUAGAAGUUACAUGGCUAGGAACAGAAAUAAAAUUGUCUAUUGACUACGGCGAAUACAGCGAAUUAAUUUCAUUUCCUGAAAAAAUACAGGGUUUGUAUGUGGGAAAAAUACUGGUGGGAGGGCCAGAUAAUACCUACAGUAGUUUAAAUGCCGGCUAUAGUUAUUUGGAAGGCUGCAUACAAGAUGUUAGAAUUGGGAAUCAACAGAGCAGUCUCAACAGACCAACAGUCAAAGAUAAUGUCGAAGAAGGUUGUUUUUUUAUUCAAGAGUGCCAAAACGAGUGCCCAGAUACGUCUUGGUGCAAGAUCAGUUGGGGUAAAUCUCAGUGCGAAUGCAACACGGGCCAUGUAGGAGCACUUUGUAUUCCGAUAUGUACUAUUAAUCCCUGCGACAACGAGGGAGUAUGCAAAGAAAAUAAUCAGUUCAAAAAAGGUUAUGAAUGUGUUUGUGACUCAGCUGAUUACUCUGGUGAAUAUUGCGAAGAAAAACGAACGCAACCGUGUCCGGCGAGUUGGUGGGGAUUUCCGGUUUGCGGUCCUUGUGACUGUGAUGUCGGCGCUGGUUACAAUCCGGAUUGCGACAAAAAUACUGGAACUUGCCAUUGCCGAGAGAAUCACUAUCAGCCCAAGGGAUCGACUGAAUGCAUUCCAUGCGAUUGUUACCACGUGGGAUCGUACAACUCGCAGUGCGACCAUGAAACUGGAGAAUGUAAAUGCAAGGAGGGUGUCAUAGGACAGAAGUGUGACUCGUGCCCGAAUUCUUAUGCGGAGAUUACUUUGAAAGGCUGUGAAGUGGUUUAUGAUGGAUGCCCAAGAUCAUCAACACAUGGAAUUUGGUGGCCAAGGACCGUUUUUGGCCUCGAAGCUAUUGAAUUGUGUCCGAAAGGUUCCCAUGGUAAAGUGUCCAGAAAAUGUGAUAAUGAAAUGGGAGGUUGGCAAGAGCCGGAUAUGUUUAAUUGCACAUCGGAUUCGUUUCUGGAUUUAAGAGAACAGCUUUCGAAUAUUGAAUCUGGAGAUCUUCCUCUAAAUACCUUCGUCGUUGUAAAACUAGGGCAUGAUCUUCAGAAAGCGACAAAUUCCUCGAAAUUGUUGUAUGGUGCUGAUGUAAUGAUCGCCUAUGAUUUAAUAAAGGAAUUACUGCAAUAUGAAUCAAGUGUUCACGGGCUAAAUCUGUCCCACAGUCAGGACAAAGAUUACAUCAGCAAUCUUGUCCUCUCAGUCAAUGUAAUACUUUCGGAAAAAUACGCCGAUCACUGGACUAGAAUUAAUCACCUCACUGGUCACUCUGUGGAAGAUCUAAUUGGAUUAUUGGAAAAAUAUAUCAAUGUUUUAUUGGAAAGUCAACAUGACACAUAUACAAAUCCUUUUGAAAUUGUAUCACCGAAUGUGGUUUUGGGUUUGGACAUAGUUACACCCGAGUCUCUAUAUGGAUAUGAACCAGAAAUUACAUCUUAUAAUGUCCAUAGACAACUGUACACCACAGAAAGUGUAAUUUUACCAGACACGUCGGACUUUCUGCAAGAUAAUAAAAUUCCUCAAGGUCAAGGUCCUCUUGUGGCCUUUCCAAAAUACAACAACUAUCUCCUAGACAAAUCGAAAUUUGAUCAGCAUACCAGAAUUUUGCUACCUUUGCAUUUACUGGGUAUCAAGCCUGUAGAAAUUGGAGAAAUCAUCACAAAACACAGUGUUUCGAGAGAUAGUGCUAUUGUUAGUUAUGUUCAAUACAACGAAGUUGGAAGCCUUUUUCCCAAGUCGUAUCAUGAUUCCGUGGUAAGAAGGUGGGGAGUUGAUCUUACAUUGGGCUCCCCAUUAAUAACUGUUAGCGUAUUAGUUCCUGAAUAUGUUGAUGCGAUAGAAAAAUCUACUGAGACUAUCAAUAACUUCAACGACAUACAACUGCCAGAAAUUAACAUUCCUCAACAGACUGGCAGUAUGUUUAUGGAGCCAGAAGUAAAAAUUCACGAAAACGAUGCUCGUUACUUUCGAUCUGAAAAUAACAGAAUGAAACGGGAUAAAAACAUCCGCAAAAAACUGUUCUAUAAAAGUUUGUCCAAUAUUCAGUUAGAUAUACCCAUUAGACUACAAAUAUGGUUAAAUUCUAAUCACACCAUGUUUAAUGAGAGGUCUAAUCCGCAGUGUGUGCAUUGGUCAACUGUCAAGGGAUUUGGAGAAUGGUCCAGAGUGGGAUGUCGGACUGAGGUGGAUAAUGAUUGGUUUGAAAAAUCACUCAACGAGCCGCUCUUGAUCAAUUGUAGCUGCAAUCAUUUGUCAACUUUUGCGGUGUUAGUCGAUGUGGUUGAUCUUGAGUACAUACCAGAACCGUCACUCCUAGAAGACAUAUCGAGUUACAGCAGUUUUGCAAUAGCCCUGCCUUUAUUGCUAGGAACUUAUUUAAUACUGGCACUAAUUAGAGGGUUGCAAACAAAUUCGAACACCAUUCGAAAAAAUUUGGUAUUAUGUGUGUUUUUAGCUGAACUUCUUUACUUUGUAACCUUAAAGGCCAGAAAAGCGAUGAUAUCUGAAGAAUUUGCCUGUAAAUUGAUCGCUAUUGGUCUGCACUACUUAUGGUUAGCGUCUUUUUGUUGGAUGUCUGUUGAUGCAGUGCACUUAUACAGGAUGCUGACAGAAAUGAGAGAUAUUAAUCAUGGACCAAUGAGAUUCUAUUACAGCAUUGGUUAUGUUGUUCCAGCAGUCGUUGUUGCUCUGUCAGUUGGCGUUAGGGCUCACCAAUAUGGCAACUAUUACUUUUGCUGGGUUUCACUCUACGAAAGUGUCAUUUGGAGUUUAGUUGGGCCAACAUGUUUACUCACGUUUGUUAACCUUUGUAUAUUGGUGCUUUGCAUUCGGGCAGCAUUUACUUUGCAAGAUCAUGUACUGGGCUUUGGCAAUCUCAGGACUUUGUUAUGGGUAUCAGUAAUAUCCUUGCCAUUGUUAGGUGCCACUUGGGUCUUGGCCCUGUUGGCGGCUUCAGAACGACAUCCCUUGCUAAUGCCGUUGCUAUCGUGUGCGGUUUUAAUUCAUGCUGCAUUCUCGUUAGCGGGUUAUUGCUUCGCAAAUAAUAGAGUCAGACAGAAUCUCUUACGGACAUUUAUGAGGUGCUUAGGUAAAAAAGUGCCUCUAUUGGAUACAGCAUCAGUUGCCGGAGUACCUAGUACAAGUAGCCAAAAUAUAACUAUCCAAUCACGUUCGGCUCUUGCAUAUCACUCAAGUGUGGAUCAAAAACGCAGAAACAUUGGAAUUUCUGCAUCAAGUACGACAUCUAGGUCUACCACCAAGACUAGUUCUAGUCCUUACAGAAGCGAUACACAUCUUCGUAAUACAUCAACUUCUACCUCUAACUACAAUUCUACCAGCGAUGUACCUUCAUACUUACGAAGCUUUGACCAAACUACUAAUCUGAGGCGCAGAGAAGUGACUGAACAAAGUGAUUUAAAAGAAAGCAGGGAAAGAAAUCGGGGUGAUAGUGAUUCAGAUAGCGACGGAUCUGAAGGAAGAAGUCUGGAUUUAGCUUCAAGCCAUUCGAGUGAUGACGACGAAUCAAGUACUAAAAAGCACCACAGCAGGAUCCAUAUGUCAGCCAGACAAGGAUAUUUGCCAAACAUUACAGAACAUGUAGUGUCAAGAUGUGGCACUCCCCCUUCCUUAAAUGUUGUGACGAAUUCCCAGUUGUUCCCAGCUAUCCAACCAACUUACGGUUCAAGGUGGUCCAGUCAACUUCCUGAAUCAUAUCUUCCGAAUCCUAAUGAUAUUGGUCGGUGGUCAGCUGAAACCGGUUCCGACAAUGAAUUGCUCCAUAAAACCAGUUCACCAAAUCCUCUACCACAUCCUGAUGUAACCUCUGAAACAUGCCUGCCUGUCAUUGAAUCAGAGCAGUAUAGGAUUAGGACUCAUUAUAAUAAUCGUUAUAACCCUAAUAUGUAUACCAAAAAUGAAUACAUGCAAAAAAUGAUCCCACAUGAGAAUGUAAACUAUCAGGAUUAUGACAGAUAUUCUGACAUAGAUGAAAAGCAUCAGAUGGGUGACAAGUAUCUAUUUCCUUAUACAGACAAUAUAUGUUCAGCGGAAGAGGAUCACAUCCAAAUCCACACCAGCUAUGGCCAACCCGACCUGUCACCUCAUCCUAGUAAUCGGAUGAUGUCUCCCGUGACAAAUGACCUAAAUAAUCCUUGUAUGGAUUUUCAUGGAUCAACCGGGUCUCGAAUGGGGUCACGAAUCGGUUCAGUCUUAGGAUCUUUACAUGGUUCUGCAGGUGGUAGCAUUAGAGAUUCGCCACCUUUAGUUCCACCUGUGUCGAUGAUACACUCUGGCAUGCCUCCAGAACCUUCAUCAUGGUGUUGGGCAUAUCAAGUUAAUAAGUAAAUGUUUUUUUUUUCUGUAGCACAGACAAGGAUGAAGAAACACCCGUAUGAAAAUGUUUUCUAACAGCAAAAUUUCAAGAUUUUCAUUCUAUUUUUUAUUAGAAAAUUGUGAGAAUUUUUUUAUUAAAUUAGAAAAGGUUAAAAACUUUCUUUUACAUUAAAAGAUUUUAAUACUAGAUAAAUAGCCUCCACAUGUGUUGUGCACAUAGGUACCUAUCUAUUUCACAAUGCUAAAUACAUUCUCUGGGAAGGUAUUUUCUAGCAAAAUGACUAUC
Cylas formicarius (sweet potato weevil) is the source of this 10354-nucleotide messenger RNA. It is a transcript of the gene stan, whose product is annotated as protocadherin-like wing polarity protein stan. The coding region runs from base 211 to 10080 and encodes 3289 amino acids. Gene Ontology annotation, biological process: homophilic cell-cell adhesion; G protein-coupled receptor signaling pathway; cell surface receptor signaling pathway. Gene Ontology annotation, molecular function: G protein-coupled receptor activity; calcium ion binding. The transcript has 19 exons. The record is from RefSeq and is a predicted model, not a curated record. Gene Ontology annotation, cellular component: plasma membrane. NCBI's taxonomy places the organism in Eukaryota, Metazoa, Arthropoda, Insecta, Coleoptera, Brentidae.